Messenger RNA from Phyllostomus hastatus (greater spear-nosed bat), 1292 nucleotides. Its product is annotated as granzyme A-like. The record is from RefSeq and is a predicted model, not a curated record. The transcript is spliced from 6 exons. Gene Ontology annotation, molecular function: serine-type endopeptidase activity. NCBI's taxonomy places the organism in Eukaryota, Metazoa, Chordata, Mammalia, Chiroptera, Phyllostomidae. Gene Ontology annotation, biological process: negative regulation of oxidoreductase activity; positive regulation of apoptotic process; proteolysis. Bases 145 to 951 code for a protein of 268 amino acids.
GGCGGGGGGCACUCGGACGGACACUUACAGCCCCUCCAGCGGCCCGGCAGAGAAGAAACCACCGACACCCUUCGCGCUGCCCUGCAUGUCACUGACUGUCGGCACUCGGAGCUGAGUGGUCCCCGCAGCUGGGUGACAGGCGUCAUGCAAGCCGCCCUGGCGUUCCCGCUGCUCCUGGCCGCCGGCUGCCUUCUCCUCACUCCUGGAGUUUCCCCAGAACCCCGUGCGAGCAUCGUGGGAGGGAAGGAGGUGCCGCCUCACUCCAGAGGCUACAUGGCUCUCGUCGAGGGGCCGCGGCUCUGCGCCGGUGCGCUGAUCAAAGAGAACUGGGUGCUGACGGCCGCUCACUGCGCCCUGAAGGGCAGACCUCGGGUUGUCCUGGGGGCCCACUCCGCGGCCCACAGAGAGAAGUACGUGCAAGUGUUCCCCGUCAAGAGGGCGGUUCCCUACCCGUGCUUCGACCCGGCGUCCUUUGAAGGGGACCUUCAGCUCCUUCAGCUGGAAGGCAGAGCCACCAAAAGCAAAGCUGUGAAAACCCUCGAGCUGCCCAAGACGGGGGACGACGUCCAGCCCGGCACCGAGUGCCGCGUGGCAGGGUGGGGGCGCCCCCGAAGGAACUCCCGGGAACGGGCGAAGGCCCUGAGGGAGGCCAACGUCACCGUGAUCGACCGGAGAACGUGCAACGACGUGGCACACUACGACUUCUCGCCGGUCGUGGGUCGCGGCAUGAUCUGCGCCGGGGGGAGGAGAGGCGAGGACGACUCGUGCGAGGGUGACUCCGGAAGUCCUCUGAUUUGCGAGGGCGUCUUCAGGGGCGUCACUUCCUUUGGGAAGUGUGGCGACGCUCGGAAGCCGGGCGUCUACAUCCUCCUGACCAAGAAGCACCUGAACUGGAUAAGGAAGACCAUCAGGGGCGCCGUCGGACCUCCCUGCUCCGGAGCGGGGAGCUGAGGCGGCCCCCCACCGCAGCGAGCGAAGCGGUUUUGCCUGCACCCCCUCCCCGCUCUCCCGACCUGGGGGGGUGGCGCACCGCCCACCCCAAACAGUCUGCAGCCCCUCCCCGCUCUCCCGACCUGGGGGGGCGACGCACCGCCCACCCCAAACAGUCUGCAGCCCCUCCCCGUUCUCCCGACCUGGGUGGGGGGAUGGCGGAGCACCGCCCACCCCAAACAGCGCAGAAACGACUUCCUUCGCCCUCGGCUCCUAGUGCAUCGUCUGUGACCUCUGUCCCCCACCAGGCGCAUCCCUGGGGCGGAGGUUCCCCACUUCCUGACCCUUUGCUCGAUUCAGAA